UAUAUAUAUAUGUAUCAUAAACAUAUAUGAUUUUGUUGAUAGAAAUUCAAGCAUGCGUAACAAGGCCUUAUGCCAUUUCUAACUAAUUCAUUUGUCGAAUAAAUCUCUUGUGAAUAUGACGGUCUUCGUAACUGUAGUCGGAAAAGUGCCUCUUGCUGCUGCUAAUGUUGCAAAUAGGAACUUGCAAGCCCAACUUGCUGCUACUAAUGCUGCAAAUAGGAACUUGCAAGCCCAACUUGAUGCAAUGAACAAGAAGUUGGAUGAUUUGACCCAGGAAGUAAAAGACCUGCAAUCUCGUUUGAAAAUUUCUGGUCCAGCCUCAAAGCAAUUGGAUUCAUUGAAAGAAUUGGAGGAAUACUUGCAAGUUCAAGAAACCACACUCAUUGGAUUUUUCGGAGGCGACAGCUCAUUGAAACUAACAUUCCAGGCAUAUGCCGACAAAUAUCGUGAGAAGAAACGCUUCGGUCACACAUCAGCCGCCGAUUUAUUGAAGAAAUACGGUGUUACCGAUGGCAUCAUUUUGUUCCGUGCUCCACAAUACGCCAACAAAUUCGAAGAGAACCAAGUCGAAUUCGAUGGUUCAGGUAUCGAAGAAUUGACCACAUUCGUUAAGGGCAACUUCCAUGGUCUGGUUGGACAUCGUACACGUGACAAUGCUGCCGAAUUCAAUCGACCAGUUGUCGUUGCUUACGUCAAGAAUCCAGAGAAAACCAACCACUGGCGCAGCCAAAUGUUGGAGGUUGUCCCACCAUAUGCUGGAAUGUUCUCGUUUGCCAUCAGCAGCAAAGACGAAUUCCAACACGAACACAACGAAUACGGUUACGAUUAUACCGGUGACAAACCAGUCGUUUUGGCACGCGAUGAACGCAACCAGAAAUUCAUCAUGAAAGACGAAUUCUCAAUUGAAAACUUAAAGGCAUUCUUGGAUGAUUUGAAAGGUGGCAAACUUGAACCAUACCUUAAAUCAGAACCAGUCCCAGAGGACAACAAUGGACCAGUUAAGGUUGCUGUUGCCAAGAACUUUGAAGAUCUCAUCACCAACAACGGCAAAGACACACUCAUCGAAUUCUAUAGUCCAUGGUGCCGAGACUGCAAGAAAUUUUUUCCAGUAUACGAUGAGCUUGCUGAAAAGUUGGCCGAUGAAGAUGUUUUUAUCGCUAAAUUCGAUGCCACCGCCAAUGAUGUGCCACCAGAGUUCGAGGUUCGCGAUUUCCCAACUCUCUUCUGGUUGCCAAAAGACUCGAAAUCGAAACCAGUGAAAUAUGAAGGUAUCCACGAAGUGAACGAGCUCCUCAAAUACAUUGCCAAACACGCCACCAUCGAACUGAAAGGCUUCAACCGCGACGGCGAACCCAAGAUCGUCGAUUAGUAAAUUUUAUUAUGAAAAACAACUCAACAAAUGAAA
Messenger RNA from Sitodiplosis mosellana (orange wheat blossom midge), 1405 nucleotides. Its product is annotated as protein disulfide-isomerase A3-like. The coding region runs from base 116 to 1369 and encodes 417 amino acids. Gene Ontology annotation, biological process: response to endoplasmic reticulum stress; protein folding. The record is from RefSeq and is a predicted model, not a curated record. The transcript has 4 exons. Lineage: Eukaryota; Metazoa; Arthropoda; Insecta; Diptera; Cecidomyiidae. Gene Ontology annotation, molecular function: protein disulfide isomerase activity. Gene Ontology annotation, cellular component: endoplasmic reticulum.